This is a messenger RNA of Adineta steineri, 960 nucleotides long. NCBI's taxonomy places the organism in Eukaryota, Metazoa, Rotifera, Eurotatoria, Adinetida, Adinetidae. The record is from the annotation of a GenBank genome assembly.
AUGCAACUUUUUUUUUCAUUUCAGAUUAAAAUGGAUAUUGAUCAUUCUGUAAUUCAUAUGUAUGAACAAUUGAUGAAUAAUAAUUCAAAUGAAACCUUACAAUCAACAUUAAAUACAUCAGUCGAACAAAGCUUAAACAAUUCUACAUCAUGUAAUAAUGAUCACAACAAUGUUGUUGUUAAUAAAAAUACUUCUGAAAAUAAUAAUACUCCAAAUAAUCAACUUUCUCAAUGUAAUGAAAAUCAUGAAUCAACUGAAGAUAUUAUCGAAAUAUUAAACAUACAAACAAACAAUGAACCAAAACUAAUAAAAAUUAAUCAAAUUAAUACCGAUAUUGAUUUUCCAUGGAAAUUACAAGCAAUUAUUAGCUGUACACAUCCAAAACGAACAUAUAUUAAUUCAAAUGGCGAAGGUGAAAUAUCAACAUGGGACUUAGUCGAUGAUACAGCUGCAAUUAAUCUUGUAGCUUUUAAUUUGGAUUCGUAUAUAUUACCGAAUAAAUUAUUUGAAGGAAAAUCAUAUGAAUUUAAUGGUUUAUCAAUCAAAACAGUUGAUAGUAAUUAUAAAAAAUUACCUCAUGAUUAUCAAUUAAUUGUAAAUAAAACAACUAAAACACGUGAAAUUACAAUGGCAUACAAACAUCAUUUGACUUAUAAUUUUACUCAUUUAAAUGAAGUUGAAAAUUUACCGUUGAAUUCAAUAAUUGAUGUUAACGCCAAGGUUUUAAGAGAUUAUGGAACAACUACAGGCAUUACAAAUGGUAAUCCAUGGACUCGACGUGAAGUUCAUGUUUCUCAAGAUCAGGUUCACAUGAAGUUAACCUUAUGGAAUGAACAGGCGAAAAAAAGUCCAACAAGUAUGAUUAACAAAGAAUUAAAACUAAAAAAUAUUAAAAUUGAUUGGUUUAAUGGUUCACGUACACUUGUUGGUAUGCCCAAUACGUAUAUGUCCAUUGUUUGA